Molecule: messenger RNA, 1646 nt
Organism: Drosophila takahashii
Lineage: Eukaryota; Metazoa; Arthropoda; Insecta; Diptera; Drosophilidae
Product: zinc carboxypeptidase
Biological process (GO): proteolysis
Molecular function (GO): metallocarboxypeptidase activity; zinc ion binding
Source: RefSeq, a predicted model, not a curated record
GUCACUCUCCGCUGGGGAAGAAAGGAAUGGAAAAAUUUUAAUUCGAUUUUAACAGUAGAACCCUCAAGAUGUUACCCAAAAAAUGGAUUCCCAAACCGCUACAGCUACUACUCCUCCUGGUUACCCUAGAGGUUAUCCACAAAUCCCAGGCAGCUAGUUUCUGCACCAAGGCGGAUCAGUGUGCCCUGGACGAGGAGGUAAAACCAGCUGCAGUUCCACCUCCAGUUCAAGCCCGCUACGAUCACACGCGCAUCUACCAAGUGGAAUUGGCCAGUGAAGAACAUGUCCGGAUCUUUCAGGCCCUGGAAUUGGCCAGCGAUUCGUGCUCCUUCAUGGGUCAUGCCCGGCAACCAGGUCAAAAGCUGACCAUUAUGGUGACGGCUGCCAAGGUGGCCGACUUCGAUGAUUUGGUGCACAGCUAUAAUGUGACGCAUAGGGUGCUGAAUCACAAUUUCCAGGCCCUGAUCGAUGCCAACUAUCGCGAGGUGGCUCCGGAAGGAAUCACACCCGACCAAUUCGACUGGAAACGCUAUCAUUCGCUGGAGAGUAUCGAUGCCUGGCUGGGGAAUCUGGCCAAGAAGCAUCCCGAGGUGGUUACCCUAGUCCAGUUGGGUGUCAGCACCCAGGGAAGGCCCAUUCAGGGUGUGAAGAUCGCUUUUGACGGGGAGAAUCGAACCACUGUCUUCGUGGAGAGCGGGAUUCAUGCUCGCGAAUGGAUUGCUCCGGCCACGGCUACCUAUAUCAUCGACCAGCUGGUGAACUCCCAGGAUCCGACCAUCCAGGAAUUAGCGCGCUCCCAAAACUGGUACAUCUUUCCCACCGUAAAUCCCGAUGGAUAUCGCUACACCUUCCAGGGCGAUCGCAUGUGGCGCAAAAAUCGAGCUCUCUUCGGGAUCUGCCGAGGUGUGGAUCUCAAUCGGAACUUCCCAUUUCAUUGGAACGUCACGGGAGCCAGUGGAGAUCCCUGCCGCUAUGAUUACUCGGGACCUUCGGCUGGAAGUGAGGUGGAAACCCACGCGAUGACUGAGUUCAUAAAGAACCGGGUUGUUUCGGAGCGCAUACGUACUUUUAUAGCGCUGCAUAGCUACUCCCAGAUGAUCAUGUUUCCCUAUGGACACAGUGCCCAGCGUGUGAAUAACUAUCAGGAUCUAAAGGAGAUUGGCCAACUGGCUGCUCAGCGGAUCAAGGAUGUGAGUGGCAGGAUCUACAAGAGUGGCAGCAUUUACGAGACCAUCUAUCCCUCGUCUGGUGGAUCCAAGGAUUGGGCUCAUGGUCAGCUAAAGAUACCCAUUACCUUCUCGUACGAGCUGCGUGGACCGGCGGAUAGCGAGGACCUGUUCAUUUUGUCCGCCAAGGAGAUCGAACCCACGGCAGCAGAAGCCUUCGCCUCCAUCCAAACGAUCGUGCAGGAGGCCGGCAAACGAGGCUAUUACCAGUGAUCUCCAGCCUCAGCUGCACAUCCAAAUCCAAAGACGACGACGACGACGAUGAUGAUGAUAAAUGUCGUCUGGCCUGGCAGUUCACAUGAAAAACACAUUACGCGCCAUCGUUUCUUAAUGCUAAAUAAUGAUGGCAAAAUCAUGACACAAAACCUCAUAAUAAUGUUGGUAAAUCAAAGCAAAUAUAGUCAGACUCGAACAACCUUA